Molecule: messenger RNA, 644 nt
Organism: Monodelphis domestica (gray short-tailed opossum)
Lineage: Eukaryota; Metazoa; Chordata; Mammalia; Didelphimorphia; Didelphidae
Source: RefSeq, a predicted model, not a curated record
AUGACUGAAGUUGUGGUGGAUGUGGCUCCUCGAAAUCUUGGAGAAGUGACAACCAGUCUGGAUCCUGACCUCAGGAAUGUGGAUUGGAAUCUAGAUGGCAGCCUUGGGAGUAGUAUCUCUGGUGAGGAUACAUGCCCAUUCCAGUGGUUACUCCAGCUGACUGUAGCAGAGAUCACCAAUGCUUGCUUUGAGCCUGCCAACCAGAUGGUAAAAUGUGACCCUCGCCAUGGUAAAUACAUGGCUUGCUGCCUGCUGUACCGUGGGGAUGUGGUGCCCAAAGAUGUCAAUGCCACCAUUGCUACCAUCAAGACAUAGCGAAGCAUCUAGUUAGUGGAUUGGUGCCCAACUGGCUUCAAGGUUGGUAUCAAUUACCAACCUCCCACUGUGGUUCCUGGUGGUGACCUGGCCAGGGUACAGAGGGCUGUGUGCAUGCUGAGGAACACUACAGCCAUUGCUGAGGCUUGGGCUCGCCUGGACCUCAAGUUUGAUCUGAUGUAUGCCAAGCGUGCCUUUGUUCUCUGGUAUGUGGGGGAGGACAUGGAGGAAGGAGAGUUCUCUGAGGCACGGGAGGAUAUGGCAGUAUAUCACUUCACAGGCUAAUGUUUGCAAAGAAUCACUCUUGGUUUGUUUGUUAUUGUUGUUGU